AUGAACACCAGUGACAAUAAUGUUAGGAGUUGUAACAAUACGGUGAACGCAAACUAUUCACGUCUAAAGAAAUCGCAAAUGUCAACUGUUAAAUCAAUAAUUAACUAUUCCUCGUAUAGAGAUAGCUAUUUCUGGCGCGAAGAGCAUGGGAAACCAUUAAAAAUUCGAAUGCAAGCGCGAUGUGGUAACUCAUCAUCUCUAACAUCUACCACCUCCAGCAACACUGUGAUGUAUAAAGUACCAGUUGAUCGCGUUAAACAAUCGAUUAGAAGACAUGAGAUAAGAAAUGGGAUAAAGAUUGAUCGAGAAAAUUUAGUGGUUGUUGAAGAUGAAAUCCAUGAUGAUAUAACUUUAGAAGAACUUGUCGAAGAACUUCCUGAGAAUGCACCAAGAUAUAUUGUGUUAAGUUAUGAGGAUGGAAGAAAAUCAUAUCCAUUAGUAUUAAUUUAUUAUUCACCUAUAUCUACAAAUCCUGAAGCACACAUGCUGUAUACUAGUUCAAAAGUAUAUUUUCAACAAAAAGCAGAUUUAAAUAAAACAUUUGACAUUCGUGAAUUAGAAUUGCUAAAUGAUGAAUGGCUAAAGGUGGGGGAAAUUAUUACAUUAAGGAAAUACAUUCUUAACGAUAAAAGUAAAAAAAGAGCAAGGAUGAGAGCUGCAAAGAUGGAAAAUAAAAGAUUAUUCCUAUAUCUUCAUAAUAAUAAUCUGUUAUCUAUACUUAACAAGAAUAUAUUAUUCUUCUGCAAAAACAUGUUUUAA
This is a messenger RNA of Entrophospora candida, 759 nucleotides long. The record is from the annotation of a GenBank genome assembly. NCBI's taxonomy places the organism in Eukaryota, Fungi, Glomeromycota, Glomeromycetes, Entrophosporales, Entrophosporaceae.